AUGGACCCAGACAACCUGCCAGUCAUCAACAACUACCUGGAUGCCAAUGAUCCAGUGUCAUCAGAAGCCCGUCCAAGUCGUAUGCACUUCUAUGACAGCCAGAGGAAGGUCGACUAUGUGCUUGCCUACCACUUCCGGAAGCGUGGGGCACACCCCAGCCAGGGCUCUCCUGGACACUCUCUGGCUAUCGUCUCCAAUGGAGAGACGGGCAAGGAACCCCAUGCUGGUGACAUUGAGCUGGGGCCGCUCGACGCCCUGGAGGAGGAGAGGAAGGAACAACGUGAGGAGUUUGAGCACAACCUCAUGGAGGCUGGGUUGGAGAUUGAGAAGGAUGUUGAGAGUAAAAGCCAGGGAUCCAUCUUUGUCCGGAUACACGCCCCGUGGCAGGUGCUGACCAGAGAGGCAGAAUUCUUGAAGAUCAAAGUUCCUACCAAGAAAAUGUAUGAGAUCAAAGCAGAAGGCAGCAUUGCAAUGAAGUUCAACGAGAUUCUCCAGAAGCUGAGCUCACCCUUGCAGCCCAAAGUCCCAAAUCAAAGCAACAACAAGAUGAAAAACCUCUCUUACCCUUUCUCCAGGGAGAAAAUAUAUCUGUACAACAUCCAUGAUAAGGAUACCUUCUUUGAUAAUGCCACUCGUAGCCGCAUUGUGCACGAGAUUCUGAAGCGAACGACCUGUUCCCGAGCCAACACAAUGGGUAUUAACUCUCUGAUAGCAAAUAAUAUAUAUGAAGCUGCCUAUCCUCUUCAUGAUGGUGAAUAUGAUAGUCCAGGGGAUGACAUGAAUGAUAGAAAGUUGCUGUACCAAGAGUGGGCACGUUAUGGAGUGUUUUAUAAGUUUCAACCUAUUGACCUCAUCAGAAAGUAUUUUGGAGAAAAAAUUGGACUGUAUUUUGCCUGGCUGGGAUUAUAUACAUCAUUUCUUAUUCCGUCCUCUGUAAUUGGGGUGAUUGUGUUUCUUUAUGGAUGUGCAACAAUUGAAGAAGAUAUUCCCAGCAAAGAGAUGUGUGACCAGCAGAAUGCUUUCACCAUGUGUCCCCUGUGUGACAAAUCCUGUGACUACUGGAACCUCAGCUCAGCCUGUGGGACAGCACGGGCCAGCCACCUGUUUGACAAUCCAGCCACAGUCUUCUUCUCCAUCUUCAUGGCUCUGUGGGCUACCAUGUUUCUGGAGAAUUGGAAGAGAUUACAGAUGCGACUGGGCUACUUCUGGGACCUGACGGGUAUAGAAGAGGAAGAAGAGCGUGCCAAGGAGCACUCCAGGCCUGAAUAUGAAACCAGGGUUCGAGAGAAAAUGCUAAAUCAAAGUGACAAGUCAGUUGUCCAGAAGUUGGAAACAGACAGGACGGAGAGUGAUGAUGAGGAUGAUGAAGAUAAGCUGGACUGGAAAGAUCGUUUCCCAGGCUACUUGAUGAACUUUGCCUCCAUCUUGUUCAUGAUUGCCCUGACCUUCUCGAUUGUCUUUGGGGUGAUUGUAUACCGGAUCACAACUAAAGCUGCUCUGUCUCUCAACAAGGCCACUCGCUCUAAUGUCCGAGUGACCGUGACAGCAACGGCAGUCAUCAUCAACCUUGUCGUCAUUCUCAUCCUGGACGAGAUCUAUGGAGCUGUAGCCAAGUGGCUCACCAAAAUUGAGGUUCCCAAAACGGAACAGACUUUUGAAGAACGCUUGAUACUCAAAGCUUUUUUGUUGAAGUUUGUCAACGCCUAUUCUCCCAUCUUCUAUGUGGCCUUUUUCAAGGGGAGGUUUGUAGGCAGGCCUGGAAGCUAUGUCUAUGUGUUUGACGGCUACCGAAUGGAAGAGUGUGCUCCAGGGGGCUGCCUAAUGGAGCUCUGCAUUCAGCUCAGCAUCAUUAUGUUGGGGAAGCAGCUGAUCCAGAACAACAUCUUUGAGAUUGGAGUCCCGAAACUAAAGAAACUCUUUCGGAAGCUGAAAGAUGAAACUGAGCCUAGAGAAACUGACUCUGCCCACUCAAAACAUCCAGAGCAGUGGGACCUAGACUACAGCUUGGAACCAUAUACUGGACUCACCCCUGAGUACAUGGAAAUGAUCAUCCAGUUUGGCUUUGUCACCCUCUUUGUGGCCUCCUUUCCUCUGGCUCCCGUGUUUGCCCUCCUCAACAAUGUCAUCGAAGUUCGGCUUGAUGCAAAGAAAUUUGUUACUGAACUAAGAAGGCCAGAUGCUGUGAGAACCAAAGAUAUCGGAAUUUGGUUUGACAUUCUUUCUGGAAUUGGCAAGUUCUCCGUUAUCAUCAAUGCUUUUGUCAUCGCAGUCACCUCCGACUUCAUCCCUCGCCUUGUGUACCAGUACUCCUAUAGUCACAAUGGAACUCUGCAUGGCUUUGUAAAUCACACCCUCUCCUUCUUCAACGUCAGCCAACUGAAGGAAGGAACGCAGCCAGAAAACUCACAGUUUGGCCAGGAUGUCCAAUUCUGCAGGUUUAAAGAUUACCGAGAGCCGCCAUGGGCCCCAAACCCGUAUGAAUUUUCCAAACAGUACUGGUCCGUUCUGUCUGCCCGGCUGGCUUUUGUUAUAAUCUUCCAGAACCUUGUGAUGUUCCUGAGCGUUCUUGUGGACUGGAUGAUCCCAGAUAUCCCCAAGGACAUCAGUGACCAGAUCAAGAAAGAGAAGAGCUUGUUGGUGGACUUCUUCCUGAAGGAGGAGCAUGAGAAGCUGAAGCUAAUGGAUGAGCCAGCCCCACAGAGCCAGGGUGGGGAGAAUCUGAGCAGGCGGAGCCACACAGCCAGUGUAGUCCCCUCAGGCCACAGCCAGCCGGGCAGCGCACUGUCAGGUGGCUCCCAACAUACCAACGUGUGA
Messenger RNA from Elephantulus edwardii (Cape elephant shrew), 2814 nucleotides. RefSeq names its product anoctamin 2 (gene ANO2). The transcript has 25 exons. Gene Ontology annotation, biological process: chloride transmembrane transport. Gene Ontology annotation, cellular component: plasma membrane. The coding region runs from base 1 to 2814 and encodes 937 amino acids. NCBI's taxonomy places the organism in Eukaryota, Metazoa, Chordata, Mammalia, Macroscelidea, Macroscelididae. The record is from RefSeq and is a predicted model, not a curated record. Gene Ontology annotation, molecular function: chloride channel activity; protein dimerization activity.